AUGGCGGGGGCGGUUCAGGAAGGCAGCCAAGCCGAAGCCCGGAGGGGCUGGGGAUGGCAGAGGACCAGCGAGGAAACUUGGGACCACAUCCAGAACUACCACAUGGACGACAGGGGCUGGUCUGACAUCGGCUACAACUUCCUGAUCGGCGAGGACGGCAGAGUCUACGAGGACAGAGGCUGGAGCACCAUGGGGGCCCACGCUAAAAGCUGGAACCAUAAGUCGCUGGGAUUCAGUUUCCUGGGCACCUUCUCCAGCAGAGUCCCCAGCGCUGCCGCCCUGAACGCCGCCCAGAGCCUGAUCCAAUGCACCAUCAAAAGGGGCUCCCUAAGCAGCAGCUACACCCUGAAGGGGCAUCGCAACGUGAACGCGACCGAAUGCCCCGGGAACGCCCUCUACAGGGUCAUCAGCUGGUGGGCCAGUGCGGUGCCUCCAGGAUUAACCAUUAACCAGGACUCGUUUUCUGCCAAACGCAGCAGGACCGAACAGGGGAACAAGAAAGAGAAAAAGGAGAAGAAAGCCCAACGCAAAACUGGGCCAAGUGAAAGGAAGAUGCUGCUGCUGAUGCGGGUCAUGUGGUUCUCAGUGCUCUGCGCUGUGGCGCUCGGCUGCCCCUCCAUCGUCACCCGCUCCCAGUGGAGGGGCCAGUCCCCGAGAAGCAGGGACCCACUGAAGACUCGGCUGCCGUACAUCAUCAUCCACCACACGGCAGGGAACCGCUGCUCCACACUGGCUGACUGCAGCCGGGAGGUCAAAAACAUCCAGAGCUACCAUAUGAACUCAAAUGGCUGGGACGACAUCGGCUACAACUUCCUGAUCGGCGAGGAUGGCAAAGUCUACGAGGGAAGAGGCUGGAGCACCAGGGGGGCCCACGCCAAAGGCUGGAACGAUAAGUCGCUGGGACUCGCCUUUCUGGGCAACUUCUCCAGCAGAGUCCCCAGCGCUGCUGCCCUGUUCGCCGCCAGGCGCCUGAUCCAAUGCGCCGUCUCCAGGGGCUCCCUGAGCCGCAGUUACACCCUGAAGGGGGCCCGUGAUGUGAUCUCGACCAUCAGCCCUGGAGACGCCCUCUAUGGGGCCAUCAGCCGGUGGGCCAGGUUCAAAGCCUGA
Molecule: messenger RNA, 1107 nt
Organism: Gopherus flavomarginatus (Mexican gopher tortoise)
Lineage: Eukaryota; Metazoa; Chordata; Testudines; Testudinidae
Gene: PGLYRP1
Product: peptidoglycan recognition protein 1
Exons: 9
Coding region: 1-1107 (368 amino acids)
Biological process (GO): peptidoglycan catabolic process
Molecular function (GO): zinc ion binding; N-acetylmuramoyl-L-alanine amidase activity
Source: RefSeq, a predicted model, not a curated record